Messenger RNA from Pyricularia oryzae 70-15, 424 nucleotides. RefSeq lists its product as uncharacterized. Lineage: Eukaryota; Fungi; Ascomycota; Sordariomycetes; Magnaporthales; Pyriculariaceae. The transcript is spliced from 2 exons. Bases 62 to 424 code for a protein of 120 amino acids. The record is from RefSeq and is a predicted model, not a curated record.
UAUUGCUGUAAAAGUACCGCCUAGUCGACCAACACGUUUUACGAGUUAGCUUUGCAUUGGUAUGCUGGAACUAAAAAUGACUUCUGUAGCGUCGUCUCCCCACACGACCAGUUUCUUACUUUGUGCUAGCAUCGUCAAUGGCACCCCAUGGGCCAGAAAAAAAAUCCUUGAUAGAAAUGGGUUGGGCUCCAACUUUUUUUUUUGUUGCAAACGAGGACAGCUUGGGGGAUUCGGCAUGGCCAGGCCGGGAAAGCCUGGUUCCCCCUUCUCCUCCCCAUUGUAUUUUCCCCUUUACGCGAAGUUCUGGGGGAGCCUCGUGGUCAAGUGCAAAACACUCCACGGAGAAGAGCUGGAGUCUCCAGGGGUUGUUGGAGUGGGGCUCACGACUCGUUCAUCCUUUUUCGACCACGUACGAUCACCUUGA